AUGAGAGAAAUCGUGGAUCUGUUGGACAAGCUCCAGAUGAACUACUCGAAUGCUAUCCCGGACUGGCUCAAAAACUACUCACUCCCGUACACCACGACGAAGACAGGCGCGCUUGCCCCCACUGGCUUUGCUGAGCUUGCAGGGUUUGCUAGUACAUUUUUUAGCAACCCAGACGACGUGGAGUACAUUGAGUACCCCGACGGAAAUAUGAACGAGAGUAUCGUAUUUCUAAAAAACCAGUUGAACCUGCCCAACUAUGCUGAAUUGAGCCCCACCGAUGCGGCGUCGGCUUUCUCUGCUUGCGCUUUCGACAUCAUGCUCUACAACGUCACCACCCAGUGGUGCUCCCUCGUUAGCCAGGCCUUCUUGAAUCAUCUGGAGUACUCCGACGAGCUGGAAACGUUUUACGAGCAAGGUCCUGGUUACAAAAUCAACUACGAAAUCUCCGCCGUCCUUCUUCAAGACAUUUACGCGUACAUGAAAAACUUCACUACUGGCGACACUUCCAUCGUUGGCAACUUGCGUUUCGCACAUGCUGAAACCACUCUGCCGCUCAUGACACUAUUUGGCUAUGGGAAUCGCACGAAGCUCCUUGCGUCGUGGACAGACGAGCAGAUUGACUCGCGGGGCUUCCGCUCAUCAUCACUUGGCCCAGCAGCUUCUAACAUCGAUUUCCGACUGUACCGCAAUAAAUUGGACCAAAAGUACUACGUGUCGGUGUGGAUCCAGGAGGUGGUAGCCCCCUUGCCAGGAUGCGACGAAAACCCUGUCGCCGAUGUGUCUCCUCCCGAGGUUCUGCCGGUUAAGAGCAUCGGUCGAUUUCUCGCCGUCACGUCCCUUCUCUCUAUCUUCUUGCUGGCAGUCACGAGUGGGAUCGAAGAUGAUAACGGCAUUGUGGCUGAGGAUGACAUCUUGAAUGCAGCAGAUCACAGCUUCAUAAACCCUCUUUCGUUUGGGACCAUGACAAUGUACUGGGAUCAACGCAGUGCCCAGAUGAGUCUGGUGCAGAAUAAUGUACGCGUGACUGGCGUCCAGGCGUCGGAGCUGGAGUUGCUGCAGAUUCAGCAAGUGAGUCGUCACGGAAGCAGAUUCCCAACCGACAACACGAUGCGUGAGAUUGCCGAUCUACUGUACAGGCUGCAGGCAAAUUUUUCAAACGUCCUCCCAGAGUGGUUGAAAGAGUAUUCGCUGCCGUAUAACAUGUCAGUUGCCGGGGUUUUAUCAUCGACUGGCUAUGAUGAGCUCGCAGCGUUUGGUAAACGAACUCGGGACUCGGUGGGGCAAGCGAUUCCGACCAGAUUCAACAAAAAUGAGUUUAUCCUUGCUCACACGUUCAUUAAGCGCACGCGUGACAGUGCCAGAGCGUUUGCCAGUACAUUCUUCGACAGCCCAAAUGACGUCAACUACAUCGAAUAUGCCAAGGGAAAGGACCCCUUUAUUCGUUUCUAUGACAUUUGCGACCGAUACCUUGCUGAGGUGAAGCACAACCCGAACGCGUCUGCAGAACUCAAAGCUUAUGGAAGUUCGAGUCAAAUGAAUGCGAGCAUGGCUGAUCUCAAGUCGCAUCUGAAUCUACCUGACAGCGUUGCUCUCAGUGUCACAGACGUCCGUGCAGCCUUCGCAGCUUGCGCGUUUGACAUCAUGGUGUAUGGCAUCACGAGUCACUGGUGUUCUCUUAUGGAUGAAACGUUCUUGAACCGCCUCGACUACGCUGAGGAUCUCGAAGCCUUCUACGAGCAGGGUGGAGGCUACAAGAUAAACUACGAAAUGGCGGCAGUCCUGCUUCAAAAUAUUCACUCAUUUAUGAAAAUGUUCAUUUCGGGAGAAACCACUGUUGUCGGGAACCUACGUUUUGGUCACGCGGAGACCACACUGCCCCUUAUGACGCUACUUGGUUAUGGUGAUCGCACAAAGCUUCUCUCGUCGUGGUCGGCCGAUCAAAUCAACUCAAGGAACUUCCGUACUUCGGUGCUUUCCCCUACCGCCUCCAACAUCGAUUUCCGUCUAUAUCGUGGGAAAAAGGACCAAAAAUACUACGUAUCAGUGUGGAUCCAAGAAGUCGAAGAUACCCUCCCCGGAUGCGAUGAUGAAAUGUACUGCGAGCUAUCCAAAGUCGAGAAACUUUGGAGCUACUAUCUCAACGACUACAACUUCAAAACCGACUGUGCCAUUCCGAAGAAAGGCAAGAAAAAUCCCCGUUUCUCUGCUUCGAUGUACAACCAUGUAUCGACCCACACAACGCUAGAGGAGGCCAUACUGGCGCUUCACGCGCACAAUACAUUCCAGUACGUGACGGCCUACAACUACGGUGCCUUCGGUCACGGCAAAGUGUACCGCUGCAUCUCACAUGAAGACUGCGAGCAUCGACUCCGCGUCCUCGAGAGUACGAAAGAUGAGGAGGAAAUUCCCGUCACUUUCCAAUUGGAAGACGCUGGGGAUCACGGAGACCAAGUCACCAAUCGGAAGCGAAUUGGUAUCGAUCUAUCCGUAAAGGGAGAAGUGGAUGGACUGCUUGCAAAAGGCAUGACUCCCAAGAAAUGUCUCUCUGCACUGCAGAACAAGUAUGCGGACCAACCAGCCAUGCUGGUGAAGGUCCCUGAUGAAGGUCAGGUAAAGAACAGACUCCUUACACUUCGAAAAAACAACUGGAACAGGCCAGGAGCUACAACCACGUUGUUGCCUCGUCGGGGUCGGAAGCGACGCGGAGGGUGGGACGAGAGUUCCGAAUCCGAGUCCGAGACGGAGAGUUUGAUCGUUGAUGACGAUACCGACCGUAAACAGCCGGAAGAGAUUGCCAUUGAUGAGGCUGUUGAGAUCGCUAGCGAAGAGGAGGAUCUGCUUGACAAGGAGAAGCUGAUGAAGGAGUUUGCUGCACUCCCCGGUCGACCAGUUUUUUGGAACAUCCUGAAGAAAACGAUGCACCUGAAGGACAAGAGCAAGGACAUCGUGACGGAGUGGAUCACCGGUCGGGUGAUCGGGUGGCAGACUAAGAAGAGUUCGUCGCCCAAGUGGAUGGUGCGCUUUACGGAUGGCGAGAAAAAGCUUUUUGAGCUUGAAGAACUGGUCGAUGAGAUCAGAGCAGCAUCGAACUUGGGGCUGAAUGUCACGGGCCGCCCUCUUGACCUGUAAGUGGGCUUUUGUAAUACGGAUUAGCUUGCAUUUUUUAUCGUAUCCCAGAAAUCCUCGAUGUAGCAAGUUUUCCAGCUAACAUCGGCCACAUUUAACCGUGCUGUCCCAACCUAACAAAUUAAGUAUACUGUCCACGUAUCGUAACAA
This is a messenger RNA of Phytophthora infestans T30-4, 3276 nucleotides long. RefSeq names its product multiple inositol polyphosphate phosphatase, putative. The record is from RefSeq and is a predicted model, not a curated record. Bases 1 to 3129 code for a protein of 1042 amino acids. Lineage: Eukaryota; Oomycota; Peronosporomycetes; Peronosporales; Peronosporaceae. The transcript is spliced from 10 exons. Gene Ontology annotation, molecular function: acid phosphatase activity; inositol phosphate phosphatase activity.